Aphidius gifuensis is the source of this 986-nucleotide messenger RNA. RefSeq lists its product as uncharacterized. The coding region runs from base 42 to 986 and encodes 314 amino acids. The transcript has 2 exons. The record is from RefSeq and is a predicted model, not a curated record. NCBI's taxonomy places the organism in Eukaryota, Metazoa, Arthropoda, Insecta, Hymenoptera, Braconidae.
UUUAUGCAAAAAAAUAUUCUCAUCAAGUCAAAAAAAAAAGUAUGAAAAUUAAAAAACCUAAAAAAAAUUCACCUGCAAAAGAAAGUGUUACAUUUAAAGAUAAAGUAAAAAUUGUUAAAUUAAUGUUUGAUAAUCCUAGCUUGAAAAUUGAAGAAAUAAAAGAAUUAAGUGGAUGUGAUGUAUUGGAAAAUUUUAGUCAAAUUUAUAAAUGGGCAAAUCAAGUUGACACUCAAGGAUCAUUCAAAAGUAUUAUGGGAGUUAUUAAUGAAUCAGUUUAUCAAAAAUAUAAUGAUAAUAUAAAUAUUAUUAAUAAAAAUAAUAUUGAUGGUUUAUUAUACAAAUGGGGAAUGGAAGCAAAAAAAAGUUUUUUUCCAAAUAGAGAUAUUAAUUUUAAAGCAGGCAAAGAUUGGAUUAAAAAUUUUAAAUUUGCAAAUAAAAUUAAUAUUAAUACUGAUCCUCCAAAACAACUGACAAGAAGUGUUGACAUGGUGCUAAGAGUCAAGAGAUUACGUGAAGAAGAAGAUGAUGAUGAUGAUGAUGAUGAAGUUGCAAUUAUCAAGGAAAGAAAAAAAACUGGUAAUAAGAAAAUAAAAAGACGAACUCUACCAUCAUUUGAGGAUAAACAAAAAAUUGUUAAAUUAUCAAAUGAAAAUCCUGAUUGGAGUAUAGAUACAUUAAUUAAAAUGUGUGGAGUUGAUUGUGUUAUUGAUGAGGAAAAAAUUGAAAAGUGGAAAAAAGAACUAAAAAAAGGAGGUUCAUUACGUGACAAACAUAAACUACUCAAUUCUUGGGUGUUGGCAAAAUUCGAUGAGCAUCGUAAAAAUAUGAUUCCAGUAAACUUUGAAAUGAUUAAAGAUUGGGGAGAUGAAGGAAGAAAAGAAUUAAAUAUUCCAAAACUUGCAUCAAAUGAAAGUACAUGGGUUAAUCGUUUUAAAAAUAAAAAUCAAGUUUUUGGAGAUGAUAAUGAUUUACAGCGUAAACCAUAA